AUGAUGAGUUUUACGAGUAGAUUCCAUGAUGCCUUUGUCCAAAAUAACAUUAGCAUGGCUAUUAUGAUACUCAUUGAAGAAAAAUCGUCCGUAUCCUUGAUCGAUCGACUGGACGAAGUUGUUAUCAAGGAGCUGCAUAAAAACGAACAUAAGAAUGUUUCAUUGUUAUUACAAGCAAUUGAACAUCUGUUCAGUAAGGAUAAGGACAGCAUCCAGAAACUUGUUCAUCACGGCUUGGUUGUGAAGAUUUUUUACAUGUUGAAUUGGUUUGAGAUGGCGUCAGAGUAUAUUAAAGAACAGCACAAACCACCCAGGGACGCCAUGAAACUCAUAGAAGUUUUAUACGAGGUUGCAAUGAGUCUGUGUCAGAUCACCAUUGCAGGCAGCAGUAAGAUCCUGGAUAUAUUUCUUCUGCGGUUUGGAGCUGUAGUUUUGGAUUAUGAAGUGCCUUUCUGUCUGCGUCUAGAGGCCAUCAGAACCAUCAACUCUAUGUUGGACAGCAGUCCCAAAGACAUAAGGAAGAAACUCUGCCAGUCAGAUGACCAUACUGGGCUCUUAGAAGACUUGGCAAAAGCGCUGACAGACAUUGGUGAUUAUGAAAUGCAGGUGGCCAUCUCUGAAGCACUCUGCAGGAUGACACCAAGGAAACUAAGAGAAGACUUUGCUGGCAAAUGGUUCAGUUUCAGAAGCUUUGCUUCAGCUUUUACUUCAAUUCGUGACAAAGAUUUUGAAACUGACUGUAGGACUUUUCUGAAUGAACUCAAUAGUUAUUUUGGGAACUCAAGAAGAGUCUUCUCAUUCCCUUGUAUUCAGGCAUUUCUUGAUUCAGCUGAACUGUUCAAGCCUGAAGAUGAGUUUCUGAAAGAGUUUUGGGUGGAUUUCAACAUUGGCACAUCCACUAUUAGUUUCUUUGUAAAUGACCCACAGAACACACUGUGGGAGCUAAUUCACUUGCCUAAAGAUGUUGUCAGCAUGUAUGAACUUCAAGAGUGUGAUGAUCAGAAGAUAGUGGCUGUUCACAUGAGCACCCCAAUCUCUCAUGGAGAGAUCACUGGCAAAAUGGUCAAAAUCAUCUUUAGUUUAGAGCACAACAUCCAAACAGCCCUGACAAGAGUGUUUGCAGAGAAGCCACAGCCUGCCUCAGCCUCAAAGGACGCUCUGCAAUCAGGGGAUGCCGUGACCACGAUAGAAGGACCCCAGCAUGAACAAACAGUGAAGCUGCAAAAAUUUUCCAGUCCACCAGCUGGAGAAACUAAAGGCAUCCAUCAGCUUUCCCUUCGUUUGAGUGGACCAAGCAGAUAUUCAAUAUCAAAAGUCAAAGGAACCCCAGGCCAAGACAUCUUUCACUUUAAGGAUCAUUCAGAUACAGAGGUGAUCCUUGAGGUGUCUCAAUGUCUGAGUGACACUUUUGACACAGAACGAUCAGGGAAGUCACAUGACAAGAAGCCAAAGACUAUAACGUUCAUGACUGCUUUAUGGAGGUACCAGGUUGAACGUGCCAAGACUGUAUUGUUCUCUCAGACAACAUCUUCUAAUGGGUCUACAAAGUCCCUGCCUGACACUCUGGGUAGAACUCCUGUGAAGAAGAAAAUAAGGGUGAUGCAUUCAGAUGAAGGGUUUCUCCGCAAGGACACUCCACAUGCUGACUACAGCAGGAGAAAGCCCAGACCUAAGGGGAAACUCAGAGUUCUUCCUCUUUCCUCACCCAGCAGUAAUGAGGAGGAGUUCUUCAAGUAUUCAACACCCAAACAAAGACAAGUGGCAAGUAAAGACUGGCAGUCUCUAGGGAGAUCACUGAACAAAGAAUUUUCAUUACUGAAAAAGACCACUGCUGAUUCAGGUUUUCAAAACAAGACUGUUUCUGAAACCAGUUUACAAGAAGAGGAACUUAGUCUUAUUGAAGAGGAGCACUGUUUGGAUAAAGAAACACCACUUCCCCCAAGAACAGAAGCACUUGAAUCAUCAGAGCUGUAUGUGAAAGGGGACAAGCAGCUGCCCAGACAACCAACAUUCCAACCUAGAAGACUUUUCCUGUCUAGCCCACUAGAGGAUGCUGCAGAGCGAAUAACUGAAGUGUUGAUGGAAGAUGAAUCAGAGGAAGAGUUGGGUGCAGGUGUCAGAGCUGCAUUUAAUGGCUUUAAGACUCAGUUGAGAGCACACUUUUCUAGCAGGUAUAAGAAGAUUGAAGCCAGAUCACUGCAAUCUUUAACGGACUGUCAGAGAAAUGUGACCUCUCUCUUGGGAACUGUACACAAUCAAAGGCUGGUGCAUCUGGAACAGUUCCAGGACUCUGUGGUGCAGCAGUUGGAAUGUUUGGAGAAGGACUGUCUGUCUCUCAAAACCAUCGAGAAGGAGACUGUGAAUUUCUGGCAGUCAGAGUCUGACACAGUUCGGGCAUUCUGUGAUGAACAGCAGAAGAGGUUGGAUACUCUCCUAAUCCCUCAUGUGGGUUCUGAAGCCUCGUUAAGUCAAUCAGCGAGAAGAGAGGCCAAAAUUACUGUGCCAACCUCUCCUCGAGGACAAUCAUCCCCUGUUGCCCUAUCAGAGAUCACCACUGCAGAUCCCUCAUAGGACUAAUGGUUUUUUUUUAUAUGCCUUUUUUGUCUGGAUUGUCUAC
Rhinichthys klamathensis goyatoka is the source of this 2617-nucleotide messenger RNA. It is a transcript of the gene sycp2l, whose product is annotated as synaptonemal complex protein 2-like. The coding region runs from base 1 to 2571 and encodes 856 amino acids. NCBI's taxonomy places the organism in Eukaryota, Metazoa, Chordata, Actinopteri, Cypriniformes, Leuciscidae. The transcript is spliced from 34 exons. The record is from RefSeq and is a predicted model, not a curated record.